ACAGGGUGGCGAGCACGCCAAAACAGACGUGAGGCUGGAUCUUCGCAAAACGAAACACUGAUGAGGCCCAGAAAGCCUAACUGGUCUACAGAGCAGAAGCUGCUGUUGGUGCAGCUAGUGAAAGCCAGAAGAGAAGGACUACUGACUGGCAGGCAUUCUUGUCGGGAGACAGCAACCAACCGAAGAUGGGCAUGGGAUGAGAUUGCAGAUGAAAUCUCCACUGCCUACACAGAUGUUCCCCGUACGGGAAAGGAGUGUGAGAGACACUGGUUUAUAGAGCAAGCCAAAGCCAGAGAGGCUAUGGUAAACCAAACAUCACCUUCAGAACAUGUCAGUCCAGUGACCAAACUAGUGCUAGAAAUCCUCAGGCUACAGAAAAAGGACACAGAGUUUAGAGACAGGCUUGAAGAGGACAGUACAAGCUGUCAAGAAGGGGAGGAGGAACAAAUUGAGGUGAAAUAUGUUCCGACUACACUUGCACCUUUUAUAAACGUUGAGGUGCCCGUAAAUCACACAAAUAAUAAUAGUGAAGACAAUACUCCGGCCACUCCCCUAUGCCCACUAUCACCUUCUGCAGAAAAAAAGACCCUAGAGAUAUCUGUUCUUCGCCGCCAAGAACGUGUGCUACAGUUGCAGGAGGAAUACUAUUCCCUCAAAAUCAAACAUCUCAAAGCACGAAUGUCGAUGAACCUUUGAUGGGACAUGUGAAGUCAUACGGGGAAAAAAAUGACUGUUUUUCUCUUUUAGAACACUAGGAAUUGUAGGUCUAGAUUUCUGUUGUCAUAACUGUGGCCUCAAUUAUCUGUUGAAUCAAAAGCUGAUCAUAUGGACCACAAAUCUGUUUCGUAUCUUAUUAGUUUACAGAGAAACUCAACGAAUCCUUUAUGUGUUGUACCCUGAUGUGUGCACUUCACGAUAAAUUGGCAGAGUAUAUUCCAGUAUUUGAUAUGACACCUUUUCACCAGUAGAUUAUGGCAAGAUAGUAAUUUAUCUUCUAACUUGUAAUACUGCGUUUAAAUUGUGGACAACCAGGUAAGCAUUGUAUAAAAACUGCUGUUAUCUGCAGAUCUGGCUUCUGUCUGCCUAAUUAGAGCUAUUAAGUUUUUGAAUGUCCAACUGGUUUUAAACUUAUAAGCAAUACCUACUUAAAGGAAGGAGACAGAAUUUGAAAGUUUUUUUUAGGUAUUUGUAGAGCAAGGAGCAGGAGUCUAUAGGUUACAGGCCAAGUUUAGUACUGCACUGACAAACACUUUAAAAUAACAACAUAGUCAAAGUAUAGUAUAUAAUAUUUAUGUUUAUGUUUUCUGUGAGAGGCUGUGACACUAUUUUUAAUGUUUUAGCUAUAGAUUUUCCACUGCAGAUCUUAUACAAUAACAGUUCUCUUCAGACCUAGUAUAGUACACCCAUCUCAGGUGAUCUGACCAUAAGCUGUCAACUGAGAAUUCACUGUCAACUGAGAACUGUUCACACCUGGUAGUUCCAUGUUUCGAAUGUGUGUUUAGUGAGCACUUGCAAUUUGUUAGUCAUCACCACUUACAACCCAAACGUAAAAAUACUAGUCAGUGCCAAAUGGAAAAAAAUCUGGUGUUAUUUCCUAAACAAACCAUCACACGCUGAAGGUCUAUUAAAGUUUUACUCAUAUUGGAUAAGCUUCUGGGAUAAAUUGAGCCAUGAGAGUGACCAGGCACCAACAGGAAUAAACAGAUAUGUAAUAUUAUAUAUUGGACCAAAUCAAAAACUAAUUCAUAACAAUUGUUUACAUACCUUCAUAUACCUAGUAUCUUCUUUUAUAUUUGAAAAAAAAGCAAAAACACUGGAAAAAACAUCUAAAUUCUGUAGACAACUGGUCAGUGAAUUUAACCUGUUGCACACCAUUCCUUUUAUUGAGGCAAUCCAGUGAAGUUGACUGAUUAAAUUGUUUUCAGUAUCUGUUGGGUCCUAACCUGAGCAAUGAUCUUCCUGUACUGCAAAUUAUAUGUAUUUAUUUGAGCUUCAUUGUGACUUCUUUACAUGCAGCGAGAACAUCAGCAAACAUCCAGCUUGGCAUAUGUAUAUAAAGUAGUUAUUGCAUUGCAGGGAUUCAUUGUUUUUCCUGCCCACAAAAUAACUGGCAAGACGAUUCAAUAUGCUGCCUAAAUAUUAAGAAUAAUCUAAAUUAAAACGUUCAAGAUACUUACUCCAAAAUCUUGAAAAAGAUUCCCUGGUGUCAUUGGUGUCAUAGAUUGCACACACUGCAAUUUCCAAAGUCCUAUGAAGAAUGAGGUUGAUUUUGUGAAUAGUAAUGACUUACUGUUUAAAGGUACACCAUCACUACAUGGUCACAAGCUUGGAUGCUAGCUACCUGUAGCCUGGCUCUGUACAUGAUUGAAAUAUUUUCCAGAAGUCAGCACUUUGAGGAAGGUACACAAACCCAAAACACUUUCUCUUUUAAGCUUAAUAACUGAGCUAUUCUAUGUCUUGUUGCUUGCAGACAAGGGUUAUACAGGCCAGUGGUUUUAAUAACCCCAUAUCCUGACACAGAGACAAAGCCCCAGCAACAGUUAUUUGUGGCUCACAGCAAAUCCACGGUCAGAAUUGAAAACACUUAGUAUUCUGAAGGCAUGAUUCAAUUUUCUGUGUGGCCUGAGUAUGUUACCACAGCGGACAUUCCAAUUGGUGGCUGUGUGUGCAAUCCUGCAUAAUAUACAAUAUAGCCACUAUCAAAAAAGUGACAAAAUAAGACUGAUCCCAUUAGACAUAGUCUGUUUUACCUGAAGAAAUAACACACUGGCUAGAAUUUUAUUGUACACAGCUGCAAUGUCUGUAACUGCUGAAACAUAGAUUACCCUUUUUCUUUAUAUUGGCAGUUCUGAAUAUAACAGAAAAACAGUAUAGACCUGAGUGGGAAGACAUUCAUUUGUUUUUUUCUCAUUGAAAUAGGUGAUAAAGCAUAUUUACUUCUGCAGCUUUAUCUGUCUCUCUCUCUUACUGAAUGUGUGACCCCUGAAAAGCUGUGCCCUCUUAACCAAACAAGGCCAUGCACUCUCAAUAAGAAGUUAUUAUAAUAUGUUAUGUUGUGUGCUGGAUAUUAACAUCUGUUUGAGACUCUACAUGUAUGUGUGCUGGCUCUCAACAAAGUUAACUCAAUUUCCUUCAAUUGAAAAAUAUAUCCAUUAAGUCAUCAGUGCUUGCUUCUUUGAAUUCAUUUUAAAAUGGUUCAAAGCCAAAUUCAUGUAGUCGUACACUGUACCAGUGUCGCCAGCACCUGGACCUGAAGACUGUCUUGGUGAAGCAAGACAUCCAUGAAGUGCCACCCCUUGUUAUUGGAUAGCACCGAUUCCUCUGGCACUGUGACCUCAGGAGCUGGCUUUCCACCUAUUGUCUUUAAUUCACACUUCUCUUACUUCUCUUCUCUUCUGUUACAUCAGAUAAAUUUCAUUGCAUCAUGCACACCACACAAGGACAAUAAAGAAAACUUUGCCAUUACUCAGCA
Messenger RNA from Tachysurus fulvidraco (yellow catfish), 3472 nucleotides. RefSeq lists its product as uncharacterized. Lineage: Eukaryota; Metazoa; Chordata; Actinopteri; Siluriformes; Bagridae. The transcript is spliced from 4 exons. The record is from RefSeq and is a predicted model, not a curated record. The coding region runs from base 61 to 696 and encodes 211 amino acids.